UAGAAGUACGUGCGCUGAGUUAACACGGGUGUUUGUAUCGUUACAUCAGAGUUACAGCCAUUCUAAGGUACUUGUAUUUGCCAAUGUACUCAUUGCUUGGCGAACUUAGAUACCGUACGUUUUCCCACCUUCUGCAUUGUUCUAAUCUCUAUGAAGCAGCCAUGAAAAUGUGGAAGAUCAUAAGCUUGGUCUUGCUUCUUACUGUCUGCAAAGCAUGUGCACGACGAGGAUGUGAGACAUCAUCGAAGGUCGGAGAUUACAGGUUUGUUAGUUUGUCCAACGGCAACCUAGGUUUUGAUCUGAGAAAGGCAGCAUCGGUUUACGUUUCAGCGAAUAUGAGUCUUGAGGGAAAUGUUAUCAAAUUAUCACUUAAUUCGACAUCAGUGAAAUUAUUUUAUGAUGGUCAAUUAAUAAGUUUCAAGAACGGCUCCUACGUGAAUCUAGCUUUCUCGAUUUGGUAUAAAAGUCAGACGCUCUAUGUUGCAGACGAAGGAGAUAAACUCAUUCUCUCGCACACUAAUCAAUCCAUCACGUUGAAGUAUUUCGCCUAUAACCACUCCAUGUUAUCAUGCUUUCAUGAAGACUCAGAACCUGACAAUACUGAAAGUGAAGAACCUGAACACUCAAUGGAUGUUGCAUCUACUUAUCAUUCACCAACCACAAGUUAUGUCAGCGACAAACCCACAAAUUGCACUUGUUUGAAAGUUCCUUGCAUAUGUGCCAACAAUUUGAACGAAUCGUUGGUCUACGAAUGCCUUACGUGGUCUUGCAACUGUUCUUGGGAUAAUCUGGAAACAAACACCACUGAAGAGUGUAACUGCACCGCCAUUAUGUGUGAAACAUGCCAAUCAAUAGUCUGCGGCAUCAUUGAAAAUGAAAUAGCCACUGGAAAAGUCGUUGCGUCACAAACCCAAUCGCAGACAACUUACGAUAAUACCUUCACUGAAACAAAUCGAAAUACAGAGCAUCAGGAAGAUACAAGUAACAAUCAGAGUAUUCUACAGGGCAGUACUCAAAGUGGCGAGCACACGUCGUCAGUUAGUAGUCAGAUGCAAACCACCUCGAGUCAGACCGGAAGCGACGGGUACAGUGCAUACAGUAGUGCUGUAUUCGAAUCAACCACAUCGUCGGCAAUAAACAAAGAAGGUGGUGGCAGUAAAUAUUCUACGACAGUGUUGAUUCUUACGAUAUCAACAGGAGCUUUGGUCCUCGCUUUCGUCAUAGGCUGCAUUUGCGUUGUAGCUGGCUUAAUAAGAAAGCCUAAAGAAAAUAAAGUCAGUCCACAGUAACUACAGGAUGUCAAUGGUUCCUUAAUUAUACAUUAAGAAUAAUAAUAUUUUGGCAUUUGAGAGCUCUUUUGCGGAGUCCCACAGCAAUUAAAAAUGUAUGAAUCGAUUGAUUUUUUGAUAUACAUAAACAUAAAUUAUUGCAAUCCAUAAACUGAUAGAGUUUAACCAGUUUUAAUGGCGUUCCUUUAUUAUUAAUGCAUAAUGAAGAUCCUAUCGAAGCCCUAAUGUGUUAAAUUGAUCUUAUUUAUUAUGGAUAUAGUUUUGGAUACAUAAAUGUAUAAUAAAGAACCGUUAAAUAAUAAGCCAUCAUCAUUAUCAUUGUCAUCAACAUUAUCAUCAUUUUCAUUAUUAUUAUUAUUCCUUCGUCAAUAAUAUUACCUUUACCAUUAUCAUGUUAUCAUUAAAGUUAAUUAGGUGUAAUCCAUGUAUGAGUGAAUGAGUCUAGCAGCAGUAUUAGUAAAAGCAAACAGGAAAGGCCGCUCUUAAUACUGUGGCUACGCCUACAGCUUUCCAAUAUGGAUGGAUAUUAAAUUAUAUUUUACUACGUAGUCGACAAAAAUAUGACAUAAAAUAAUGCUUAGUUUUUCUUAAAUAAUCUGUAGCCAAUACUCCAACGAUGGUACAAUGAGAAAUAAUGACUUGAUUAUUAUCUACACAUAAAGAGAAGUCUAUUCAUAUAAUUACACUUCAUUAAUGGAUUGUGUGAUGAUUUGAGCGUAUAGUACCGGUAUUAUCCUUCGUGAGGUACGGUAUAUGUUGCAAUGGCAUUAUUCUCUCACUAGCCAAUGAAUUAUAAACUUUGAGGGCAGUACAUCGAUCUAAGAAUUAAAGGAGCAAGCCCAAAAUUCCAACGAAAACGUUUAUUGUAUAUGGUAUGGUGACCAAUGCACAUAGUUACCAAUGUUAGUAGACUAUGCAUUUAGAUUUCUAAUAAUUAUUUUGUAUAUUGAUGAUCGUAGAAACAUAUAUUCUAUCGUUUUGUACGUUGAUAGAAAAAGCAAUAAUGUAAUAACAAUUGUAUGAUAAAUACAUCAAGAUAGGGAUUUAAGUUACGAAUGUGAUUGUGACAAAUUAAUAUAUACUGUAAAAUUUAUAAUAAAAACCCUGGGUUACUAAAUAUCCUUUGUUUGGUUUUUGGGGUGGGUUAUAAUUAGAAUUAGAAUAUCAAUUUCAAUUCUCCCCAGAGGGAGACUUUAUUCUGUAUAUAGGCCAACAGCCUUAAAACAUAAACAUUAGUGUGUCAAAUAAAAUGUUCGCUUCUUGUAAGCAUGUACAAUGAAAUUGGCUAAUGACUUAAUCGUACUUGAUUUCCUCGACUUGAAUAACGAAACAAAGUAGAACAUGUUUGCAAUAUAAUUAGGAAUAAAAUGAUUUCUUU
Anneissia japonica is the source of this 2667-nucleotide messenger RNA. RefSeq lists its product as uncharacterized. The coding region runs from base 84 to 1289 and encodes 401 amino acids. The transcript has 5 exons. NCBI's taxonomy places the organism in Eukaryota, Metazoa, Echinodermata, Crinoidea, Comatulida, Comatulidae. The record is from RefSeq and is a predicted model, not a curated record.